AUGGCUUCCAAUGCGAUGGGAGCUGCCACUGGAGGCACUGCCCCUCAAAGUGUUGAGAAUAUUACGCGAAUAGCGCAGAACUACGAGUACAACUCUUCCGUUCCGUUACGGUAUUGGCUGAGGACCGCCGCGACGCUUUUACGUGAGGCCCACAUUUACGAACGCGAAGGACAUGAUGAGCAAGCCUAUCUCAUUCUAUUUCGCCAUGCUCAGUUGAUUUUGGUCCAUCUUUCCAAACACCCCGAUACCAAGAAAAAUGAGGAAGAUCGCAAGGCCUUGGUCGCAGCCGAGAAAGAGGUUGAGAAAAACCUUAGCAAGCUGGAGAUUCUGAGGCCACGCAUCAAUAAGCGAUAUGAGCGUUACACUCAGUUGAUGCGGGAACGCGAAUCUCGGAAACAGCCCUCACAGGCCAAAAUCGUCGCCGAACCACGUGAACAAGUCCCGGAUCCCGCUCUUGCCGGAGUAGCAGAGCCUUUGGAAGCUGGGGAGAAUCGAGAUCUCGCCGUACAGUUAGCCCAAUCAGAACUCAACCGUCGAGCCACCGUCCGUGGCUCAAAGAAUCUUUCUGCGCCAUCUGCCGAAGAGCUAGAAGCUCGUCGCGUAGCUGGCGUAUGGGGAGAUUGGGACUAUUCUUCAAAAUCAGAUUCUCGCACGGGUGGUCGCGACCUCAGUCGACGUGUUCAGAACAUCGGGUCCGAUUUCGAUCACACAAAUCAACCUUAUGGCCAACGUGCCAAAGAGCCCGAGAUUCCUUCGUCCGCUACUUCUGCGUAUAAUUAUCCGACUGUGCCGCGCCAGAAGCCCCUGGAGCCCACUGUGUCUCCAGGCCAAAUUGCCAUCCUCGACAAGAAUGCAGAACGGCAGGCGCCUCCGAUAUUGCCCCCGAAGGAGCACCUGGAGCCUAGCCGGGCAUCCAUUGUCGAUGACCCUGCAACAGCUGUAGUGCCAUCGCGGCCAGCGAAGGUAUUACCAGGUCCGGCCCUGCCUCAGAAGAUUCAACCUUCCGAAGAACCCACCGCCACACGUUCGGAUCUCGAUCCCUCCAGUUACACCUUUAAACCCUCAGCUUAUCUCGAAAAUGGUACCCCCUUGCGCUCGGUAUUUUUGCCAGCGAACCUCCGAUCCCGCUUCUUAUCCCUGGCUGCUCCUCACACCCGCGCCAAUCUUGAGACAUGCGGUAUUCUUUGUGGUACCCUUGUUUCCAACGCGCUCUUCAUAUCGAAGCUGGUGAUUCCCGAGCAAACAGCAACGUCUGACACCUGCGAAACGGUCAAUGAAUCCGCUCUUUUCGAUUACUGCGACUCCGAGGAUUUGAUGACACUCGGCUGGAUCCACACACAUCCGUCACAGACAUGUUUCAUGAGCUCCCGUGACCUACACACGCACUGCGGUUACCAAGUGAUGCUCCCCGAGAGUAUUGCUAUCGUGUGCGCUCCAAGCAAAAACCCAGAUUGGGGCGUGUUCCGAUUGACUGAUCCUCCGGGGUUGAAGACGGUUCUGAACUGCAACCAGACUGGUCUGUUCCAUCCACAUGCCGAGGACAAUAUCUACACUGGGGCCUUGCGACCAGGACAUGUCUUCGAAGUCAGUGGGUUAGAAUUCGAGACGGUAGAUCUUCGGCCGGAUGCCCUAAAGAACUAA
Molecule: messenger RNA, 1641 nt
Organism: Penicillium crustosum
Lineage: Eukaryota; Fungi; Ascomycota; Eurotiomycetes; Eurotiales; Aspergillaceae
Product: putative endosome-associated ubiquitin isopeptidase (AmsH)
Exons: 2
Coding region: 1-1641 (546 amino acids)
Biological process (GO): protein K63-linked deubiquitination
Cellular component (GO): endosome; membrane
Molecular function (GO): protein binding; metal-dependent deubiquitinase activity; K63-linked deubiquitinase activity
Source: RefSeq, a predicted model, not a curated record